This is a messenger RNA of Achroia grisella, 1915 nucleotides long. It is a transcript of the gene Clk, whose product is annotated as circadian locomoter output cycles protein kaput. Gene Ontology annotation, cellular component: nucleus; CLOCK-BMAL transcription complex; cytoplasm. Gene Ontology annotation, molecular function: RNA polymerase II cis-regulatory region sequence-specific DNA binding; DNA-binding transcription factor activity, RNA polymerase II-specific; protein dimerization activity. The transcript has 13 exons. Lineage: Eukaryota; Metazoa; Arthropoda; Insecta; Lepidoptera; Pyralidae. Bases 60 to 1913 code for a protein of 617 amino acids. The record is from RefSeq and is a predicted model, not a curated record. Gene Ontology annotation, biological process: circadian regulation of gene expression; regulation of transcription by RNA polymerase II.
GGUGAUUGUUCGUAGUGAAGUAUUUUGUUUCAAAUAUAAACGAAACUAUCUUCGUCACCAUGGACGAAGACAAUGCUGGAGAUGAUAAAGAUGACUCUAAAAGGAGAACACGAAAUUUAAGUGAGAAAAAGAGAAGAGACCAGUUCAAUAUGUUGGUUAAUGAAUUGAGCACUAUGGUCUCCACAAAUAAUAAGAAAAUGGACAAAUCGACAGUCUUAAAAGCUACAAUAUCUUUUCUGCGGAAUCAUAAUGAAAUAACAGUUAGGUCAAGAGCUCAUGACGUACAUGAAGAUUGGAAACCAACUUUUCUGUCAAAUGAAGAGUUCACAUAUCUGAUAUUAGAAGCACUUGAAGGAUUUGUGAUGGUUUUUUCUGCAAACGGUAGAAUUUAUUACGUGUCAGAAAGCAUUUCAUCACUUUUGGGCCAUAAUCCGGCUAUGCUGGUUAAUCAAAGUAUUUUUGAUCUGGCUUUUGAACAUGAUCGUCCAAGCUUGUAUAGUCUCCUACAAAAUCCUGGCGUGUCAACAGUGGACUCAGUGCAGUCUACCUCUAAAGAAAAUGAAAUAAGAUUUCAAUGUCAUCUGAGAAGAGGCUCUUUAGAUUUUCGAGAUGAGACCACCUAUGAACUUGUACAGUUCAUUGGGCAUUUUCGUACAAAUAUGGAACAAGUAGACAGCGAUGAUAAUAUGUCGGCGUAUCAUCAAGAUCACGAAUCACGAUUGCUCUUCAUGUGUACUGGGCGCCUGUAUACACCUCAAUUGAUACGUGACGUGUCUCUGGUUGAUUCAAAUCAUAGCGAAUUUACAUCGCGGCAUAGUCUGGAGUGGAAAUUUCUUUUCCUAGAUCAUCGCGCGCCGCCUAUUAUAGGUUACUUGCCUUUUGAAGUAUUGGGCACAUCCGGUUACGAUUAUUAUCAUUUCGAUGAUCUAGAAAAAGUCGUUACUUGUCACGAAGCAUUGAUGCAGAAAGGUGAACUGACGUCAUGCUAUUAUCGGUUCUUGACAAAGGGACAGCAGUGGAUCUGGUUACAGACACGAUUCUACAUCACAUAUCAUCAGUGGAACUCCAAACCAGAGUUUGUGGUUUGCACUCACCGCGUCAUUAGUUAUUCAGAUAUAGUUAAAAAUGCAAAACAAGAUGGAGUGGAAGCAGACGCAUUGUGUGAAGUGGAUACAAACCGCGGUGCCGUAAACGACACUCCAUCGGAAGACACCAUGGUGACCAUGUCACCUUCAUACAUGUCGGAGGCCAGUGAUGCCUUCAAUAACUACCAUGUGUCGCAGCCGGCGUCGGUGAAAUCAGCGUCUGCGGGCAGCACAACGGGCACCGUAGCAACCACCGGCACUGCGGCAACGGCGGGGACUUCGUGGGCACGCAACUCGCACACGCGCUACAACGCCGGCUCCGACACCGCGUCGCUUUCUGGAGAGUCCAGGUCCUCGCAAAGGAACAACAGCUCCCGCGAGAUACAUAAGACUUCCGAGCCCGCCUUGGUACCUCAACAUGGAAUUGGCGCACAGUAUUUGGAUCCAGCCCCAUAUGUGAGCAGCUUCAGCGUACCUGGAGUACUGCCCUUGUCUCUUCCACCCUUACCAGUCCUUGUAUCACAAGAUCAAGCACAGAUGCAGUUGCAGCGGAAGCAUGAGGAACUGCAGCAAAUGAUCGUGCAGCAACAGGAGGAAUUGAGACAGGUUAAGGAACAGUUGCUGUUAGCAAGAUUAGGAAUGCUGCAACCUGUUAUGAGCGGUCAAAAUCCUUAUGUGACUGCGGAUGUGAUGCAAAGUCAACCGGCGCAAAUAGGAUAUGAUAUAGACCCUGCUCGGCCUUCAGCACCAUAUCCGCAGCAAAAUCCGCUUCAUCCACAGCAUCCGCAGCAUCCGCCGCAUUCAAGCCACCAUCAACAUAUGCCAUAAUA